Molecule: messenger RNA, 456 nt
Organism: Lottia gigantea (owl limpet)
Lineage: Eukaryota; Metazoa; Mollusca; Gastropoda; Lottiidae
Exons: 4
Biological process (GO): DNA damage checkpoint signaling; DNA repair
Cellular component (GO): checkpoint clamp complex; nucleus
Molecular function (GO): 3'-5' exonuclease activity
Source: RefSeq, a predicted model, not a curated record
AUGUAUUUCAGACUAGAAGAAGAUAGUGUUAUAACGGAUUGUAGUAUUAAAACACUGGAACCAGAUGAAGUUUUAGAUUUUGAUUUCUGUAGUACCAAUGUCCUGAAUAAAAUUAUAAUGAAGGCAAAAUGUUUAAAAGAGGUAUUUAGUGAGUUAGAUAUGACUAGUGAAAUUUUACAGAUAAUGAUGUCACCAGAUACUCCUUAUUUUCAACUCUCUACGUUCGGCAAUGCUGGCAGUACACAGUCUGAUUUCUCUAAAGAUUCUGAUAUGGUGGAAUCAUUCCAGUGUACCAAAACACAAACUAACAGAUAUAAGAUAUCAUUAUUAAAACCUACAGUGAAAGCUCUAGCCCAAUCUAGUCGUAUUUCAAUACGAACUGACAAUAGAGGAUUUCUCUCUCUACAAUAUAUGAUCAAAAAUGAAGAUGGUCAAGUCUGUUUUGUUGAGUUUUAU